Messenger RNA from Solanum stenotomum, 486 nucleotides. RefSeq lists its product as uncharacterized. The transcript is spliced from 2 exons. Gene Ontology annotation, molecular function: nucleic acid binding; zinc ion binding. The record is from RefSeq and is a predicted model, not a curated record. Bases 1 to 486 code for a protein of 161 amino acids. NCBI's taxonomy places the organism in Eukaryota, Viridiplantae, Streptophyta, Magnoliopsida, Solanales, Solanaceae.
AUGACAACAUCUAGAGUAAGGGAUUUCAUUAGGAUAAAUCCUCCGAUAUUAAAUGGUUCUAAGAUUGAGGAAGAUCCUUAUGAGUUCAUUGAUGAGGUUUACAAUGUGUUGGCUAUUGUGGGAGUGACUCCGGUGGAAAAAUCAGAAUUGACCGCUUAUCAACUUAAGGGUGUUGCUCAAAUUUUGUUGAACCAAUGGAAGGUUUCGAUAAGGAUUUUCAGUCAAGGUUCCUCCAAUUCUCCUAGGUUUAACAAGGAGAGGGUGUCUAACCUUAAGCCUCAAGGAGGGAAUAGAAGUGGGUCUUUAUUGCCUACUUGUGCUAUGUGUGGAAGAAAGAAUGAAGGUAAAUGCCUUGCGGGUUACAAUGCUUGUUUUGCUUGUGGUAAUAUGGACCACAAGAUAAGAGAUUGUCCUUUAGUUGCUAAGAAUGCUGGAGAUAGUCAUUGUAGGGCUCAACCCUAUCCUUCAUCUAGUCCAAGUGGUUAA